Messenger RNA from Sipha flava (yellow sugarcane aphid), 2320 nucleotides. RefSeq lists its product as uncharacterized. NCBI's taxonomy places the organism in Eukaryota, Metazoa, Arthropoda, Insecta, Hemiptera, Aphididae. Bases 138 to 2213 code for a protein of 691 amino acids. The transcript is spliced from 5 exons. The record is from RefSeq and is a predicted model, not a curated record.
UAAUAUUUGAUAAAAAUUUACAACAUUAAAAUUAACAUAUUGUUUAAUAAUAAAGGUUAUACUUUAUUUUCAAGAUACAAAAUAUACUAGAUACUAGUGAUACUACACCAAUUAAUUUAAUAGAUAAUUCACUGAACAUGCCUAACAUAUCUACUGCCGAAAAUAAUGAAACAGUUAAUUCCUGGAAAAGUUUAGAAGGAAGGAGAAUAAUUGAUGUGAAAUAUGUUUUUGAAAGUAUUCAAUCAAUAAAACAUUUAAGAUUUGAUUGCACAUUUCGUGACUUAAAAUUUUCAAAAGAAACAAGGAGUGGAUUUUUUAGUUCGUUUUAUUUUGAUUGCAAAAUGUGUGGUGCACAAGAAAUUGUAAAAAGUGAAAAUCCCAAUGGCCAAAUUGUUAAUGUAAAUAUGGCCAUGGUUUCUUCUAUAGUAAAUACAGGACAAGGAUACUCACAACUCGAAGAGUUUUCGGCUACAAUGAAUAUGCCUAAUAUGUCUAACAAAUUAUAUCAAGAUUAUCAUAAUAAUAUUUUUAAACACCUUAAUGAUUUGGCAUGGAAAGAAAUGCUCAUUGCUGGACAGGAAGAAGCUAGAUUAGCGAUAGAAAAAGGUGAAGUUGACCACUUAGGACGACCUAAAAUUGCAGUAGUUGCUGAUGGCGCUUGGAGUAAGCGAUCUUAUAAAACUAAAUAUAACGCACUAUCCGGAGUUGCUUGUAUUAUUGGUGCAAAAACAAAAAAAGUUAUAUUUUGUGGAGUCAGAAAUAAAUAUUGUUGUAUAUGUCAGUUAGCUGAAAAUCGUAAUGAAAAACCACAGGAACAUGUAUGUUUUAAAAAUUGGAAUUCAGCCUCAACCGCGAUGGAAGCCGAUAUUAUUGCUGAAGGGUUCAAACAAAGUCUGCAUAUGCAUAAUGUUGUAUAUUCUCAGUUAAUAGGAGAUGGUGACAGCAGUAUUAUGAAGCGUUUAAGAUUGGAAAAGCCAUAUGGAACAAAUGUUAUUAUAAAAAAAGUAGAAUGUACUAAUCAUUUACUACGUAACUACAUAAAUCGUCUUAGAGAUAUAAGUGGGAAAAGAAAAAAUGAUAAAGGAAACGUCAUACCGGGUUGUUAUCGGAAAGUGGUUCAUGAUCGUUUACUAAGGCUUCGGUAUGCUGUCACUGAAGCGAUUAAAUACAGAAGACUUGAACAAACAGACCACACAUAUGAAACAGCAUUGGAUUUACUGAAAGCAGAUAUAACAAACGGGCCUAAUCAUGUAUUCGGAGACCACUCUAAAUGCCAAUCGUAUUUUUGUGAAGGUCAAAAAAAAGGAGAAGAAAACAUUGUACCUGAUUUAAAAAACUAUGGUGUUUGGGAUGAUAUUUGCAGAGCCCGAAAUCUUCUAACCUAUCAUACCGAAAGUUUAAUGUAUGGUUAUAAUAAUAAUUCAGCUGAACUUUAUAAUUCAAUUUUAACUAAAUUUGUCGGAGGGAAACGAGUAAAUUUUUCAUUGAAAGGGUCUUAUCAACUAAGGUGUAACGCAGCAGUCACUGCUUAUAAUUCAGGACCAAACCGUCUUUCUUUGUUUAACAAACAUUUAACAAAUAAAAGCCCAGGGAGAUUUAUAAAAAUGUAUAUUAAAAGGCAAGUAGUAACUGUUGAAACUCGAAGACGACGGCGGUAUCUUUUUAGUGGACCAAAAAAUAGAACAAAGAGUACAACAAUAGGAGGACCAGACGAAAAUUAUGGUAAUGUAUCUCAUGACCCAUUUUCUGAACUUACUGCUGUUGAAAUUCAACAGUUAAAAAUGAAGUUCAUGGAAAAUUUAAAAUUAACUGAGAAACAAAUCCAAGAUUUAGAAAUGAAGACUAAAAGACAACAUCAAUGUGAUGAAUGGCAUUUGGAGAGAAAAAAAAGACUCACUGCUUCAGUGUUUGGUAAAUUAUGUAAAAUGCGUCAAACCACUUCUCGUGAUAAAGUAAUAAAAGAAAUGUUGUAUGGGACUUUUAGUGGCAAUGCUGCUACACGUUAUGGAAUUGCACACGAAGAUAUGGCUAAAGAAGAGUUGGAGAAAAUUAUUGGAAAAAAAAUUGAAAAUGCUGGUUUAUUUGUAGAUACAAAUUUACAAUUUUUAGCGGCCUCUCCCGAUGGAUUAAUAGACAAUGAUAGUCUUGUCGAAAUUAAAUGUCCAGCGUCUGCAAAAAAGUUUUACUCCAGAAGAAGGAAUUUUAAUGAAUAAAAUAAAAAGUUGCACAAUUGAAAACGGUCAACUACAUUUGAAAAGAAAUGAUAGUUACUUUUAUCAAGUCCAGGGUCAACUGCACAUAACACGCAAAAUGUUUUGUU